Gossypium arboreum is the source of this 6750-nucleotide messenger RNA. RefSeq lists its product as uncharacterized. Gene Ontology annotation, molecular function: RNA-DNA hybrid ribonuclease activity; nucleic acid binding. Gene Ontology annotation, biological process: DNA integration. NCBI's taxonomy places the organism in Eukaryota, Viridiplantae, Streptophyta, Magnoliopsida, Malvales, Malvaceae. The record is from RefSeq and is a predicted model, not a curated record.
AUGGAUAAGAGACUCGAGAAAUUGGAGCAGAUGCAAAAAGAAAUACAAGAACAAAUGCAGUCUCAGAUGCAAGAGCAACUAGCCAAGAUUCAGCGAGAGAUGAAAGAGCAAAUGAUGGAGUCCCAGAGGGAAAUGAUGAGUCAGUUAUCCCAGCUACUGUUAGAAGGAACGGAUAAGGGAAAGGGCCCUAUGAAUAAAGUUGAAGAAACUAACGAGGAUCCUCAAUACCCCCCUGGCUUCACUCCGAUGCAUGUUCAGGUCGGAGCUUCGGUACCGAUAAAUUUCCAAACCGGCUCAGGCUCUAAUUUUGUAAACAACCCGAACUAUCCGCCCAUUCCCGACUUGGAUGAAAUUGCCGAAGAGGAAAAGGCGAGGAUGGAUUUGCAAAAACAAUUGGAGGAACGAUGCAGAUGGCUCGAGGAAAAAUUCAAAGCCAUGGAAAGCGCGGAUCAGCAUCAAGGGAUUGAUGCCAAGGACCUGAGUUUGGUCCCAGAUUUAGUCCUUCCCACCAAAUUCAAAAUGCCCGAAUUUGAGAAAUACAAUGGAACGAGCUGCCCUGAAGCCCACAUUACUAUGUUCUGCAGGCGAAUGACGGGAUAUAUUAACAACGAUCAGUUAUUAAUCCAUUGCUUUCAAGAUAGUUUAGUCGGGGCGGCGUCUAAGUGGUACAACCAAUUAAGUCGCUCUAAGAUUAACUCGUGGAAGGGCCUGGCCCAGGCCUUUAUGAAGCAAUACAAUCACGUGACAGAUAUGACCCCUGACCGAAUGACGCUCCAGAAUAUGGAGAAGAAAUCGAGUGAAAGCUUCAGGCAGUACGCACAAAGAUGGAGGGAGGUGGCCAUACAAGUUCAGCCACCACUUCUAGAAAAGGAGACAACGAUGCUCUUUAUUAAUACCUUGAAGGCUCCUUUCAUCGCUCAUAUGUUGGGAAGCGCCACCAAGAGCUUCUCUGAUAUAGUAAUGACGGGAGAAAUGAUCGAAAAUGCUGUAAGGAACGGCAAGAUAGAAGCCGGAGAAGGUACCAGAAAGUCGGUCCCGAGGAAAAGAGAUAAUGAAGUGAACAACACGAGCACAUUUAGCAAAGGUCAGCCUAAGUCAUUCACCGUAAAUCAACCCAAGACGGUGACCACUAAUCAGCAAAGCUCUGUAAGACAAGAAUCCAACGCGAGGGAGAACAUAGAAAGACCACAAUUCACCCCUAUACCCAUGACGUAUAGGGAGUUGUACCAGAACCUGUUCAACGCUCAUGUGGUCUCCCCUUUCUACCUGAAGCCACUGCAGCCCCCGUAUCCCAAAUGGUAUGACGCGAACGCCCAAUGUGAGUACCACGCGGGAAUCAUUGGGCACUCUAUCGAAAAUUGCGCAGCGUUUAAAAAAUUAGUUGAAAGACUCAUUAAGAUGGGGAUCGUGAGAUUAGACGACCCAGCCACAUCUAAUAUAGCAGGAAACCCACUCCCUAAUCAUACCGACCCAGGAGUGAAUGAGAUAUGUGAAGGCUUGAACAAGAAGACCAAGUAUGAGGUUGCGGAAGUCAGGACUCCGUUGAGGCGAGUAUGGAUGGAGAUGGUCAAGAGAGGAUUGAUCGUGUUGGAUUCGAAGGAAGAACCUGAAGAAGAGAUAAACUACUGUGAGUUUCACAACGAAGUGGGGCAUGAAAUCCAAGAUUGCGUAGAGUUCAAGGCCCUGAUACAAGACAUGAUGGACAAUAAAGAAAUGGAAUUUUAUGAAGAAGCCAAAAAUCCCGUAGUAGGAGAUAUAUGCACAUCAGAGGGAGAAUCGGUGGCACAAAACCGAACACCUAACUAUCCUGUGGUGAUCAUUUCGAGACCCAAAAAUAAUAAAGCUGGAAUACAGAUGCCACCGAGGGUCAUAAUACAAAGACCUGCAGUCUUCCCUUACAAAGACAGCAAAAAGGUCCCAUGGAAUUAUGAUUGCAGUGUGACGACGCCGGGAAAGGAGAACCCAAUUAACGCUUCAAGAGGGGAUCAGGAUAAGGGAUCCUAUACACGUAGCGGGAGACAUUACGAUACGGUGAAUGAGGAAGCACAACUCAUAAAAGGAAAAGCCCAGAUGGUCGAGGAAAUGAAAAGAAAAGCAACCAAACCUGUUAACGAGCCAGUUAACGAAGAAGAGGCCAAGGAGUUUUUAAAAUUCCUAAAGCAUAGCGAAUACAGUGUGGUGGAACAGCUACGCAAACAACCAGCCCACAUUUCAGUGCUAGCCUUGCUUCUGGGCUCAGAAGUCCAUCGUAGCGCAUUAAUAAAGAUUUUGAAUGAAACGUAUGUUCCCAAUGAUAUCUCCGUUAACAAGUUGGACCGCUUGGUUAACAACAUCAGUGCUGAUAACUAUAUCUUCUUUAAUGACGAUGAGAUACCACCUGGGGGCAUGGGGUCGACUAAAGCUCUGCAUAUCACCACACGCUGUAAAGGGUAUACGCUGCCAGGCGUACUAAUUGACAAUGGAUCUGCCCUGAACGUCCUGCCAUUGACCACGCUGAACAGAUUACCUAUAGACAGCUCUCACAUGAAAGAGUGCCAGAACAUCGUGAAGGCAUUCGAUGGCACGGAGAGAAAGGUGAUGGGCAGAAUCGAGGUACCCCUUCAGAUUGGGCCAAACACAUAUGAAGUGGAUUUCCUUGUAAUGGACAUCAAACCCUCAUAUAAUUGCUUAUUGGGGAGGCCCUGGAUACAUUCAGCUGGGGCAGUGCCUUCCUCGUUGCAUCAAAAAUUGAAGCUGGUGUCAGAAGGAAGGUUAAUAACGAUUAAGGCUGAAGAAGAUAUUAUUGCAACUGUGAGCAAUAAUGCACCCUACUUGGAGACAGAUGACGAAACAAUCGAAUGCUCAUUUCGAUCUUUGGAAUUUGUUAAAGCAACGUUCAUCGCCGAGGGAAGCAAAAUUCUGGUGCCGAAAUUGUCCAAAACCACGAGGAUGAGCCUCCAGCUGACAUUUGGAAAAGGGGCCCUACCCGAAAAAGGACUUGGGAGACAUUUACAAGGAAGAACUGAAACGCCAAUGCUAAAAGACAAGAGAGAUCGCUUCGGCUUAGGAUAUAAGCCGGAUGCGAAACAAAGAAGAAGGGAGCUGGAAAAGAAGCAGGAAAGAAGGAGAGCUAGAUUAAUGGGGAAGGAAAUCAAGUGGGAACCAAUGAUAUUCCCCCAUAUAUCGAAAACAUUUAUGUCCGGGGGAAUCAUCCAUCCUGAAAGAGACACAUCAAUGAUGGGAGCCAUAGAAAAAAGCCUGGAAAGUUUAGACAUCAACGUCAUGUACGAGGAGGAGACCGGAAGAGAAAGUUUAUCCGACAUUGGCCCUUACACACCUGGAAGUGUUCUGGACAACUGGACUGCGGAAGAAAUCCCUAUACAAGAUGUGUGUAUGGAUGAUUCUCAAGAUUUAGAAGAUGACCAAGGCUGUAACCUAUCUCCUGAUUUGCUGAGGAUGGUAGAACAAGACGAGAAACAAAUCCUACCUCACAAAGAAUUAGUCAAAAUUGUGAGCUUAGGAGAAGGGCAAGAGGUGAAGAUCGGAACAUGUAUCACUACGGAGAUGAAGCAAGACCUCAUUGGAUUACUUCAAGAAUUCAAAGAUGUCUUCGCAUGGUCAUACCAAGAUAUGCCCGGAUUGGACACUGACAUCGUGGUGCAUCGACUCCCCAUAAAAGAAGAGUGUAAGCCAGUUCAGCAAAAGCUCCGAAGAAUGAGGCCCGAUGUCUUGCUAAAAAUAAAGGAAGAGGUCCGAAAGCAGUUUGACGCUGGAUUUUUAAAAACGGUAAGAUACUCAGAUUGGGUAGCCAACAUCGUCCCGGUCCCUAAGAAAGAUGGAAAAGUGCGAAUGUGUGUGGACUACAGAGAUUUGAAUAAAGCCAGCCCAAAAGACAAUUUCCCACUACCUCAUAUCGACACCCUAGUGGAUAAUACGGCGGGACAUUCACUUUUUUCGUUCAUGGACGGUUUCUCGGGAUACAACCAGAUCAAGAUGCAUCCUGAAGAUAUGGAAAAAACCACGUUUGUAACCAUGUGGGGCACGUUCUGUUACAAGGUGAUGCCGUUUGGACUGAAAAAUGCGGGGGCAACUUAUCAAAGAGCCAUGGUAACCCUUUUUCACGACAUGAUGCACAAAGAAAUUGAGGUCUAUGUUGAUGACAUGAUAGCUAAGUCCCGAACAGAGGAGGAGCACAUACAAGUCUUGAGAAAACUAUUCUUGAGGUUGAGGAAAUUCCGGCUAAAACUCAACCCAGCCAAAUGUACCUUCGGAGCUAAGUCUGGAAAGUUGCUCGGAUUCGUGGUUAGUGAGAAAGGGAUUGAGAUUGAUCCAGACAAAGUUAAAGCCAUACAAGAGUUAUCCCCGCCGCGCACUCAGAAAGAAGUUCGAGGCUUUCUAGGAAGGUUAAAUUACAUUGCUCGGUUCAUUUCACAACUGACCGAGAAAUGUGACCCUGUCUUUCGCCUUCUCAAGAAACGUAACCCAUGUGAAUGGGAUGAGCAAUGCCAAAGGGCUUUCGACAAGGUCAAACAGUACUUAUCCAACGCCCCAGUGCUGAUGCCACCUAAGCCCGAUAAGCCGUUGAUAUUGUACUUGGCGAUUUGAGAAUUCCAUGGGUGCGUGUUGGGUCAAGAUGACGAGUCGGAAGGAAAGAAAAGCCAUUUACUAUCUUAGUAAAAGUUCACGAAAUGUGAGACAAGGUACCCACCGAUAGAGAAGUUGUGUGGUGCCCUAAUUUGGACAACCCGAAGGCUGAGGCAGUAUAUGUUGUAUCACACCACUUGGCUCAUAUCGAAAUUGGACCCUUUAAAGUACAUGAUGGAGUCAACAGCCUUGAAUGGAAGGAUGGCCCGAUGGCAGAUUCUGCUUUCUGAAUUCGACAUAGUUUAUGUGAACCAGAAAGCAGUAAAAGGAAGUGCAAUAGCAGAUUUUCUAGCCAGUAGAGCUUUGAAAGACUACGAGCCACUAAACUUCGACUUUCCGAAUGAAGACCUAAUGUGUAUUGCUAUGGCUGAGGAAGAUGCUCUAGAAGAACUUCCUUGGAAAUUGAAUUUCGAUGGGGCAUCAAAUGCUGUGGGCAAUGGAAUCGGAGCCGUCUUGGUAUCCCCAAACGGAGAUCAUUAUCCAUUAACUAGUAAAUUGGAUUUUGAUUGUACCAACAAUAUGGCGGAAUAUGAAGCGUGCAUCAUGGGUAUCCGCGCAGCCAUAGAACGCAAGAUUAGAAUGCUAGAAGUGUAUGGGGAUUCCGCGCUAGUGAUUUAUCAACUCAAGGGAGAAUGGGAAACCAGAGACCCCAAGAUGAUCGACUAUCGAAAAUUGGUCCUUGAAUUGGUUAAAGAGUUUGAUGACAUUACCUUCCACUACCUUCCACGAAACGAAAAUCAGAUGGCUGAUGCUUUGGCUACUUUAGCCUCCAUGAUCAAGGUAAAUAAACAAGAAGAUGUCAAACCCAUUCGGAUGAGCAUUUAUGAAAUUCCAGCCCACUGUUACAAUAUUGAAGAAGUUGAAGAAAGAGAUGAUCACCCUUGGUAUCACGAUAUAUUGCAAUACGUGAAGAAUUGUGCAUACCCGGAUCGGGCGAGCGAGAAUGACAAAAGAACGCUGAGAAGACUGGCCAUCGACUAUGUCUUAGAUGGGGAUAUAUUAUACAAAAGAAGAAAGGAUCAAGUGCUACUAAGAUGUGUAGAUGCUGUAGAGGCUAAGAAAAUCUUGGAAGAAGUCCAUGAAGGCGUCUGUGGGACACAUGCUAACGGCUUUACAAUGGCCCGCAAAUUUGAGAUUCGGUACUAUUGGUCCACCAUGGAAGGAGAUCAGAUCAAUUACGCUAAGAGAUGUCAUAAGUGCCAAAUCUACGGAGACAAAAUUCAUGUGCCUCCUUCACCGCUGCAUGUCAUGGUCUCUCCAUGGCCAUUCUCUAUGUGGGGCAUGGAUGUGAUUGGACCGAUAUCGCCGAAAGCUUCCAAUGGGCAUCGUUUCAUCUUCGUGGUCAUCGACUACUUCACCAAGUGGGUAGAAGCCGCUUCGUAUGCUAGUGUGACCAAGUCGGCAGUGAGCAAGUUUCUGAAAAAGGAGAUUAUAUGUCGAUAUGGAAUGCCGGAGAGGAUUAUAUCUGACAAUGCAUUAAACUUGAACAAUAGUACGAUAGUAGAAGUCUGUAGUCAAUUCAAGAUCAGACAUCACAACUCGUCGCCAUAUCGCCCGAAGAUGAAUGGGGCAGUGGAAGCGGCUAAUAAAAACAUUAAGAAGAUUGUGGGAAAGAUGACCGAAACCUACAGAGACUGGCACGAGAAGUUACCAUUUGCCCUCUUUGCUUAUCGAACGUCAGUUAGAACUUCAACCGGGGUAACCCCUUUCUCCCUGGUCUACGGAAUGGAAGCAGUGUUGCCAAUCGAAGUCGAGAUCCCGUCUCUUCGAGUGUUGUCAGAGUUAAAGUUAGAAGAAGCCGAGUGGAUCCAGUCUCGAUAUGAUCAAUUGAACCUAAUUGAGGAAAAGAGGUUAAGAGCUAUCCGUCAUGGUCAGAUGUACCAAAAGCGAAUGAUACGGGCUUAUGACAAAAAGGUUCGCCCUAGAGAAUUCCACAAAGGAGACUUGGUUUUGAAAAAGAUCCUUCCCAUACAGAAGGACUUUCGAGGAAAAUGGAUGCCUAAUUGGGAAGGGCCUUACGUGGUGAAGAAAGCUUUCUCUGGAGGAGCACUGAUUCUAGCCGAGAUGGAUGGUAGAAACUUGCCCAAUCCUGUAAAUUCGGAUUCGGUCAAGAAGUAUUUCACCUGA